This is a messenger RNA of Porites lobata, 4661 nucleotides long. The record is from the annotation of a GenBank genome assembly. Lineage: Eukaryota; Metazoa; Cnidaria; Anthozoa; Scleractinia; Poritidae.
AUGGAUAGCGAAGAAAAAAGCUCAAGCUUUCGACUCAGAAUGCUUUGCCACGUUUCCUUACCCGACAGCGUUGUCACAGAAUUCAAACUUCGGGAGAAAGCGAGAGGACAAGAGCUUUUACAAGCGGUUAGUAUUUUGCUUUGACUGUCUGGCUCAAAGUCCACAGUCACUUUUUUAACCCGUAGGAUCUAACUUUUUGCUCCCUUUAUUUACGCCACGUCUUGUUCGUAUUUGCCAGGUCUGCAAAAGACUCGGAAUUAUUGAGCUUGACUAUUUUGGACUUCAAUUCUGUGGGCCAAAAAGCGAAGUUCUCUGGUUGAAUACAAGAAACAGGAUUCGUCGACAAAUUUCCGGUGCAUCGCCGUAUCGUUUGCAGUUUCGCGUAAAAUUCUUCGUCCAGCCACAGUAUUUGCUUCAAGAUUCUACAAGGUAAGAUAUGAAAACAUCUUCUAAUUAGAGAAAUGAGUAUUUUCCCACUGGAGAUUUUUUGGCGGGCAAUUGGGCAAUUCAUUCGGAGAAUUCAUAGACUGGUACUUGUUCCUGAUCUGGUAUCAGCUGUGCUCAUAAAAUGUUGCCAUUUCUUUCUCGCACAGGCACCAAUACUUCUUGCAUUUAAAGAAUGACUUGGAAGAAAAGAAGAUAACCCCAGAUCCAGAGAAAGCAGCGACUAUAUAUGCUUUAAUUGCUCAGGCAACCAUCGGAGAUCACGGCGAUUCCUAUUCACCUUGUGAAUUUUGUCAGGCAUCGGAAGUAGAAACUCAGUGGACUUCCGAGUUUCGAAGCACCGUUUCUUUAGAACAUGCCAAGCUGAAGGGUAUGCGAUCGGCUGCAGCGAAACAGUUUUUCAUCAAGGAACUGUCGCUCAUGGACAACUACGGAUUUGAGUAUCAUUUGGCGAAAAACGAGUUGGGACAAUCGUUGCACAUUGGUGUAGGAAGUGAGGAAAUAAAGAUAUUCGACCACGACUUUAACUUUACGGAUAGGUAAGGAAAAAACCUACUGUAUUUAUUUUCCAAAUGAGCUGAUCUUAUAUCUCAAGGGACUUUACAGGCUAAGAAAGAAAAUACGUGUUUUGCAAAGCGAGCUUCACAGUAAAUCACAUGAAGAGCAAUACAAAGUUUAACCUGGGAAGGUCACCUUAGUUCAAAGCUAGUGUUUCUUAUGGAAAACACAUUAACACUGCUUCGAAUUGAUUUAUCCGCUUCACCAAUUUAGUAGCGUUUACAGAAAGAAUUUCGGCAAUAAUUUUGCGAAUGUUACUAUUUGGCUUAAUUUUGAUCGAAGUGAAGUCCUGAUCGAGCUAAACCCCGAAGGCCCAAUUUUGCUUUUAAGCUUAAAUUGUUUUGCAUCACAACAUGGUUUCUUAACCCAAAUUAUUUAGCAGCCAUGAAUUUUUUGUGGAACGGUUCAAAAUUAAAAUAUUUAUUUUAGAGCGUGAUGAUUGUUUUAUUAUACCAGCAUCGUACGUGAUGUAUACAUAUCGUGUUUAUCUUUUCAACAUAUGUAUUCAACCCGACUCCACAAAGUCUACAGAUGAGCAAUAAACAUUCGCUUUAAUUCUCGGUAGAUCGGAUUAUGACGCUACACAUUCAAAAGAAUAGAGGGAGAACUGUCCAACACCCAUGAGUAAAUUUCACGUAUUGUGUCCCGUAUUUUACUUAUAAUAUUUUCUCAUAUUUUUUGGGUGACCUGUAAUAAUAUAUUAUUUUCGUGUUGUACGUGACAAGGUCGUUCCCUCUAUUGUAAUCGCAUGUCAAAUCAAGCUCUUGCAUGAUUUUUGCAUUGCAAAGGCUUCGUAAGUUGGAUAUUGUCUGUGUCACCUUGAGGGAUAAUUUUAUAACUUAAAAAGCUACAAUAGCUCUUUAGUUUAGAUCAUUAAGACCACUACAGAGAUAAUCAAUGACAGCUCUGACCUCGAACAUCUCCAAGAUAUUUAUCUUUGUUGAAAAGCUUUAGGCCUUCUUGAAGGUCUGUGACAGUUUCUCAACAAAAAGCUGCCCCUUCGACUUGCAAGUACUGCUUCUCUUGAAGAGUGCUUGACAAAAAUAACAGAAUCAUUUGUGGUUUCAAGAUUAUAUUAGCUACAGAGGUAAAAACAUUUGCAUAAUUCUCAUAGCUCCAAGCCAAAUUUGUUAACUCAGGCCUGAAACAUGAAAGAUUAAAUUGGUGUGAAAUUUACAUGACAGUCUUUGAUAAUCAAUUUCUACUUAUGACAGUGCAAAUAGUGCUUUGGAGAUGUAGCAGUGUCAUUUCAUGAGGUUCUUGAAUCGUUUCUUGUUUUCAAGACUAUGUGAAAAUAUUAUUAUUCUGUACUGUGUGGCUAUAACAAACUACACGUGACAACAAAAAGGGCAAAGGUGUCUAUUGUCUAAUAAUUUAUGGGACCAUAAUUUCGUGGUUUUCCAUUUUCCUUUAAGUGGUUCUCUAGCUAUCCUUAUGACAGUAACAGUGUGAAAAUGACAAAUUGGUAUUAAUAAUGUAUUGCUUAUAAUGCCAUUUGUUAUCACACAAGCUUGGCCCACGUACAUCUCAAUUCAUCCAAUACACUUUAAUGCAAAUGUUUGUUUUUUGUUGUAAAGCUUUGAUUUUGAAAAUAUCCCCUUAGUAAUAUAGCCCUUCACAGGUGAUAAACGGCCAGUCCUUUACAUAGAAACUGUUCCAUGUUAGACUAUAAUGUUUUGGAGAUGCGGCGCAGUGCUGUGUCAAUACUACCCUGUUGAAAUGAUUGGUAUGUUUUUUGUGACAGAUUUCCAUACACUGGUCUUAAAAUGGCAACACAUGUGAAGAACAACCUACAUCUGACGAUAAUAACUUCUGAUGGGGAGACAAUGCUCACAUUCCGUCUGGUCAGUCAGGUAGCUGCUUGCGCUCUGUACAGGUCCAUCACAGAGUAUCAUGCUUUUUACCGCUGUGAGACUGUGCGUAAUGCUGUUACGAACCAGUUCACAAGAGACCUAAAAGAAACUCUUAUUUCUUUCUUUGGAGAUGAGGAAUCUGAGAAAAAAUACAUCUUUGAUGUUCAGAGGACUUCCAAAGAGGUUUAUGAUCAUUGUCGGAGAGUUUUGUUUAAACGCGGGUGUGAUCCUAUUCAGAGAAAUUCUGAAAGGGAACAACUUGAGGAUAAACCCCAGAAUGCUGAUGUACAAGCAACUCAACUCCAGCAAAAACUGACCAGGAUGGAGGAUUCAUUUAAGUGCAAAAUCUGCAUGGAUGCACAGAUAGACACCGUGUUCUGUCCUUGUGGUCACAUGGUUUCGUGCCAUGUCUGUGCAGGAAAUGUCAACCUUUGUCCCAUCUGCAGAGGCAUGAUUCAGCAUGUCCAGCAUGUGUUCUUUCCUGUUAUGGUUGAGUAACUGCUGUUAAAGGCCAGUUGGUGUUGCUGAAGUUAGAUAUAAAGUCAAUGAAAAGUGUGUAAUGUGCAAUGACCACCUUGCCACACUAAAGGACUGUUGGCUUUUAUGAUGUUCUGACUACAUUGUAGUACUUGAUGAGAAGCAACUGCGCUCCCAGGACACAAAGUGAGGUGCACGCUUUGUUGAAAGCUGAAACCUUGUGAUGACUUGGUGUGAAAAGGAGUUUGCAGAGUCUCUAAACUGAGUCCGUGUUUCACCGAUCUGCGUACAGCUGCUACACCUAAUAGCUGUGACAAUCAGUCAAGAAGUAAAAGACAGUAUGUAGAGUAUUUUUAUCAAAUAAGUAAUUUGUAUUAGUGCUAAAGUAUAAGUGGAUUUGAAAGCAAGUUACAGAUGUGUAGAUAGAAUAAAUAGAUUUAUUAGAGUCUUAGGAGAAACAUUAUUUUACAGUGCUCUGAAUGGGUAGAAUAGUGCUUGUUGAUUUUCAUUAUUCAGGUACCUGUAUAAUUAUUAUAAAGAAAUAGUUGUGAUUUUUCAGAAUGUCAGGAAGUGAAAGCAAAUGGAUGGAACGUCUCAGCACUUAAGUUUCCCAUGUGAUUUAAGUUAAAUAUAGAGAGUUCAAGCUUCAUGUAAAUGGCAAAUGUCGGAUUCAAGUUGAGAAUUUCUCAAAAUAGAAAAUGAGCAGAUAAAAACAGUUCAAAACAAUUCUUACGGAUGAAAAGUUGCAUGAAACUACUAAUUUAUGUGUAGAAAUAAUGAACAGUGAAUAACAAGUACGGGGAAACCUGGCCACAUGGUACAAAUUCACAUUUGACGUGAAGCUUAACCUCUCUAAUGUUCUGGGUUAGCUUUAUCCUUGGUGCAAUAUAUUGAUUUUGCUUUUUCAGGGGGGUAUGCAGGGCAGUAAACCAUGGUAGUUUGAAACAGAGUAAAAUAAAAACCAAGGUGAAAUUGAACCAAAACACAAUCCACAUGCAAGAUUGAUAGACUUUUAGUGCUGGUCAGAUCAUGGUUUUAAUAUGCAGCUUUAUUUCACGGUGGUGAAAAACUUGUAAUUAUUGUAGAAAUAAUGUAUAGUUAUGUAAAUUUGUAUGAAGACACUCUAACUGAUGUGUUAUUUUCGAAGAAAGCAGCUGGCUGGUACUUGAAUAAGUCCAAAAUAUCGGUCCAAGGUAUUUCCCAAUUUUAAAGGGGUGAGGUGACAACUUGGUAUUUUUUUGAUUCUGUAUAUUUUCAGUAAUUUCAGCUUUAAAUUACAACUUGGUGAAAGAAAUUUUUUGUCAUUGGCAAAACCAUCAACAUGUAAUA